This is a messenger RNA of Anastrepha obliqua, 4043 nucleotides long. RefSeq names its product U1 small nuclear ribonucleoprotein 70 kDa (gene snRNP-U1-70K). Gene Ontology annotation, cellular component: U1 snRNP; precatalytic spliceosome; U2-type prespliceosome. The record is from RefSeq and is a predicted model, not a curated record. Gene Ontology annotation, biological process: mRNA splicing, via spliceosome. Bases 205 to 1506 code for a protein of 433 amino acids. Gene Ontology annotation, molecular function: mRNA binding; U1 snRNA binding. The transcript has 2 exons. Lineage: Eukaryota; Metazoa; Arthropoda; Insecta; Diptera; Tephritidae.
UUGUCUUGUACGCCAUUUGUUAAAAAUUUCUACACCAGCAAAAAUACUGCCGAGCGCAGAAAUUUGUAAAUUUGAUUGAAAAAACUCAGCUCAGGAUUCUUUACCGCUUAAAGUGGCAAUUGUUUUACUUCUUUAGUUGUAUGGGCUUUUAAGGUUUGUAUUGCUGGACGCUCAGUUGGACCAGGGAAGAAGGUAAAAGACAAAAUGACACAAUACCUACCGCCAAACUUGUUGGCAUUGUUUGCCGCUCGCGAUCCAAUACCAUUUAUGCCCCCAGUGGAUAAAUUGCCACAUGAAAAGAAGUCUCGCGGUUACCUUGGUAUAGGUGGUUUUCUUGGUGAGUUUGAAGAUCCAAAAGACACCCCACCGGCAAAGCGAGUAGAGACUCGUCAAGAACGCUUAGAACGCCGGCGUAGGGAGAAAGCUGAGCAAGUCGCUUACAAAUUAGAGCGAGAGAUUGCAUUGUGGGAUCCGCAAGAAAUUAAAAACUCAACUGAAGAUCCCUUUCGCACUUUGUUUAUUGCUCGUAUAAAUUAUGACACUUCUGAAUCAAAGUUGAGACGUGAGUUUGAAAUUUAUGGAGCCAUCAAGAAAAUAGUUAUGAUAACAGACCAGGAAACGGGUAAGCCCAAAGGUUAUGCAUUCAUCGAAUAUGAACAUGAAAGAGAUAUGCAUGCUGCUUACAAGCACGCAGAUGGUAAGAAAAUCGACGGUAAACGUGUUUUGGUUGAUGUUGAACGUGCACGCACUGUAAAAGGAUGGCUACCACGACGCUUGGGUGGUGGCUUAGGAGGAACUCGCAGAGGUGGUAAUGAUGUCAACAUCAAGCAUUCUGGUAGGGAGGACAAUGAAAGAGAACGUGAACGUUAUCGACUCGAACGGGAGCGCGAAGAUCGCGAAAGCGCACGACUUGUAGAACGUAAUCGUUUCGGAGGUGGUGAGACUGUACGGCGACGUUCGCGUUCUCGAGAACGAGUCCGAGAGCGUGAAAGGGAACGUUCUAGACGUUCGCGAAGCAAAUCACGUGAGCGGAGGAGACGACGAGGUGGAAGUCGUGAACGUGAAUAUGACGAGUUCGAAAAACGCGAUAGACGUGAAAAAGAACGUGAACGGGAUCGUGAGCGUGAACGUGAAAGGGAUAAGAAGAAGAGGCGCUCUAAAUCCCGAGAGCGUGAUUCAUCCAGGGAGAGACGUGAUAAGAAACGAGAUCGUGAUCGUCGUGACAAGGAGCGCGAUCGCGGGGAUCGCGAUAUUAAAGAGCGCAAACCUGACUUCCGUGAUAUUGAUAUAAAGAUCAAGGAAGAACCUAUAGACGACGGUUAUCCAACUUAUCCCAUGAAUUCCUAUCAAACAGCUGGAAUAAAACGAGAGGACGACGAAGAGCAUGAAGAGAAAUUCCGGCCACCGCAAGACAUGUUCAGCGUUCCUCCUCCUCCAAUACCUGGACGUGGUGCUAAUGAAAAUGGACAGAAUCCUAAUGAUAAUCAACAAUCUUGGUGGCGUUAAGGUUCAUUUGUAUACUACAAACUGGAUAGUAUACUUUUUGUCUCACUUUCCAUAUUUUACAACUACUUUCGUUUUAGCGUUUGAACCUAUGUCAAUACGAGAUUUUCAAAAUAUAUUAAAAGUAUCGACUGACGUUUAAUUGUCCUUCGACUUAUUCCCUUUAGUAAAACGGUAUCCUCAUCUUUAAAUUAUAUAGACAUAGUCCAAACGCUAAAGUUGUAAUAGUUUUAAUUUAUUAGAGCAAACAACAUUUGAAAUUCAACUGCGUAUUUUUAAACAAGUUUGGUCUUGAAUCCGCGUCAGACUAUAAAGCAAUGCAAACGUUGAUUUUCGGUUGGAAGUUUUGAAAACAUUCUGUUUAAUUUGAAAAAUAUACUUUUUAUUUAAUCAGAAACGUGUUUUUAACUAGGUAAAAAUUAUCUAAUGUAAUUGUAUAAUUAGAGGCAUUCUGUAAAAAGAAAGUUUAAUUUCAAAUUUAAAAGUUACUUUGUAAAUGUAAUCAGAAAUGGUCUUUGUAUUGAAUUUAAAAUUUUGUUUGACUCUUUUAACUGUAAUAAUAUAUAUAUAAUAAUAAUACCUUUGAUUAUUAUUAUUAUAUAAAUGUGGUAUAUAUAUAUAUAUACAUUAAUAUGUAGUUCAAACAUAUAUAACGAAAUAAUCGCAACCGUAAUGUAAGGAAGAACAACCAAAAUGCAAAGAGUAAGUAAAAAAAAUAAUUGGAGACUAUAUUGUUUUUACUUGCGGCAACGCGUAUCCAAUUGUUUUGGGAUUCCACACUUGAGAGAAAUCAUACAGAGCCAAAAGCAGUCUGCAAAUCAGAGCCUGAACUGUGGUCGUAUGCGGCAGAAAGGUGCAGAGGCAAAUAAAAAAUACCCGGCUGUGUUGGUGUACAUAGAAUAUGGAGUUAGUGAGUAAUUUGUACAGAGGUAGUCAGUCCCAUGAUGGUACAUGGGACAAGUGAUUCAAUCUUGUAUUGAUUAAUUAUGGUACUUAAGGCUCAGCUCUUUCUUUUAUACGUACCCACUUCCCACAUUCUUUAAAACUUAUGUUCAAUCAGUAAUCGCAUUGAAAAUAACUCGUCAAUUUUAAUUCUCUUUUCUCUUUUUCCAGUUUGAGUACUCUAUAUUCAAAACUAAGAAUUUUUAAGCUAAUGCUUUGCGCAUUACGGGGAAGGUAUGCAUUUCAUUGAAAAAUAACGGGUAAAAAAAUUUAUAUGACGUAAAUUCUCACAAUUACAUAACAAAACUUGAAUGAACAUUGCGACGGCAAAGGUAAUGUUUUAAGUAUGCAAGAAAUACUAAUGAUUUUCCCAUUCUAGGGGAUCGAACGUACACCUUGCCCACUGACUCCCCAAGUUUGUGUAUCGGAAGCGGUUAGCACAAUUAGUGAUACUAUGUAGGUAUGCUCGAAUGUAAGUUAAUCUAAUUCAAGGUGGAAUGAUUGUCUCAGUAAGUGGUUGUGUUUACGAUUUCUGUCACUUCAUGUGCUCAAACUGCUGUUGGUUAAGAAAGGGAUUUGCUAAAGCUUGAUAGAGAUCAACAAACUUUCCAGCAAAUUGGAGUAUUCAAAACGAUAAUUUUUUGGUUAAUUGUAGCAUUCAUGUUUUUUUUUAUUUAAUUUAAUUUAAUAUUAUUUAAUUUUUUUGGUUUUUGAAAAGUAAUCCAUGUUUAAUAGUAAAAACAAAAUUUGAUGUUGUCUUCCAAGAUUUCAUUUUCGCGACCUUUAGUAAAUACUUGAUUGUAGCAUAUAUCGUUUUCUAAAUGUGAACAGUUCUACACAGUUGCACUGAGCCUUAUCUGGUUGUAACAUGAAAUAAUAUUUCAAUAACUUUGUUGGUCACUGCAGGCAAGACGCGUGUGGUAAGGCGAUGAGUAAUAAAAAAAAUGUCGCGUUGGUAAGCGCGUAUGAUAAUUUGUGUGCUCAGCGAAUCUGCUCAUGGAUUUGGUUAACCGUAACGGUUUUCAGGCUCGAAAGUAUGCCUGUUUAUAAAUAUCGUAACCGAAUAUUUGUGAUUGAUUUUUGCAAUUAGUUUUGGCUGUGUGGAUCCUUGCCGUUGUUUCGUUUGUAAGAUAUUUGCAAUGUUCUUAAGAGCCCAACAUGUGAUAGAAAUUUUAAUUAGUCAUCACUCAAGAUAUUGACAUUGAAGGUCAUAAAAAUUUAAAGGUGCUCUGCCUUUACAAUAUCAGCUUUGCACCUGACUUGAAGUAUUAAUUACUUGAGUGGCUCGACUAUACAUGAACUAACAUUGCUGCACACUUCAGGUCAUGGUUAUAUAUCAAAAAAAUAUAGUGCCAAGAAGUUGGUUAUAUUUUGAGGUCUCAGCAUUUUUCGUCGAUUAAUCACGGUCAACUUUUCGUGUACAAAGGUCGAAAGAGUACGUUGAAAACUAAAUUUGCUAGCGAACUAAAUAUUCAACAAGGAUUCGUUUAUUUUUCGUAAGUCCUUACUACCUACUUUUAGUAUCGGAUAUUUAAAACAUCCAUUGUGCAUUAUUUAAAAGCAUCUACUUAAAAAAUAUAAUUUUUCGAACGUACAAA